Molecule: messenger RNA, 1284 nt
Organism: Striga hermonthica
Lineage: Eukaryota; Viridiplantae; Streptophyta; Magnoliopsida; Lamiales; Orobanchaceae
Source: the annotation of a GenBank genome assembly
AUGCAGAAUGAUACUGCUUCUGGUGGUACAUCAGCACGUAAUGGGCUCACUGCCCGUUUACGUCGGCGUAAAGGUUCGAAUGAGGUCCCUCCAGAAGUUGAUAGAGGCAGUGGAAACCAUUUGCUCGUUAAUGACGGAAACAAAUACAAGUCGAUGUUAAUUCGUACGUACUCGACUGUUUGGAUGAUUGGAGGGUUCGUCCUGAUAAUUUACUUGGGUCACCUGUAUAUAUGGGCCAUGGUCGUCGUAAUUCAGAUUUUUAUGGCUAAAGAGCUUUUCAGUUUGCUUAGGAAAGCGCAUGAGGAUAGCCACCUCCCGGGUUUUAGGCUCUUAAAUUGGCACUUUUUCUUCACGGCAAUGCUGUUUGUGUAUGGCCGUAUUCUGAGUCAGAGGCUUGUGAAUACUGUUACGACAGACAAAUUCUUAUAUAAGCUCGUUGGCAGAUUAAUCAAGUAUCACAUGGUUACAUGUUACUUUUUGUAUAUCGCAGGUUUUAUGUGGUUCAUACUUGCUCUGAAGAAGAAGAUGUAUAAGUAUCAGUUUGGCCAGUAUGCAUGGACGCAUAUGAUAUUGAUUGUGGUGUUCACACAGUCUUCUUUCACGGUGGCAAAUAUUUUCGAAGGAAUUUUCUGGUUCCUUCUUCCGGCAUCUCUUAUUGUCAUAAACGACAUUGCUGCUUACAUUUUCGGGUUUUUCUUUGGGAAAACACCUUUGAUCAAGCUCUCACCAAAGAAAACAUGGGAGGGUUUCAUUGGAGCCUCUGUUACUACCAUGAUCUCUGCCUUCAUUCUGGCAAAUAUAUUGGGUAGGUUCCAGUGGUUAACGUGUCCAAGGAAGGAUUUAUCCACUGGUUGGCUACAGUGUGAUCCUGGCCCAUUGUUUAAGCCCGAAUAUUUUGGUGUGCCAGAUUGGUUACCUGUUUGGUUUCCUUGGAGACAGAUUCCUAUCUUGCCCGUGCAGUGGCAUGCAUUAUGUCUGGGCCUCUUUGCAUCGAUUAUCGCACCUUUCGGUGGCUUUUUCGCCAGUGGCUUUAAAAGGGCAUUCAAGAUCAAGGAUUUUGGAGAUAGCAUUCCUGGACAUGGUGGGAUUACUGACAGAAUGGAUUGCCAGAUGGUGAUGGCUGUGUUUGCGUAUAUUUACCAUCAGUCGUUCGUUGUAGCACAGAGUUUGUCGAUCGAGAUGAUUAUGGAGCAGAUACUGAUAAACCUCCCGUUUGAGGAGCAGAGAGCUGUGUACACAAAACUCGGGCAGAUUAUCAUGGAAAGGCAGUUCGGGGAAUCCUGA